GAAAAAACAUCGGCGAAGACACCAGACGGGACUGUCAUCGCUAAAUUCAUUGACGCGAGUACACACUUUGAUCACUGCGCAGAAGAAUACUUUGCUGUUGAUCAAGAUAGGCUUCUAAAUUUGAAAACUGAGCCAUCUGCUAAUUUUAUACACGUGCGUCUUUGUUAAAAAAAACGUAGCGAUAGCGACAUUAUCCUGCAGCACAUACAUAGAGAAAACGAGAAAGAGAGAAGACGCGUGUAGUGAAAUUUUCGUCACGCUGAUAAGCAAAUUCGCGGUCAAACAGAAACGCCGCGCUUGUUUUUCGAUGUCUAUCAUGCAGAAGUAAAUUUGUGCGCGUAGUAAUCAGACGUGUGGGAGCGCGAUGACGAGCGAAUUGGCAAGGAUCUGCACCGAAGAGAAAAGUCAAGUGCAGCUGCAGCAAUCGCAACCACAACAGUCCGUACUCCAGAUUAAAGUUUACAAGAGAAGAUGGCUCAUGCUUGGCCUUUACAUGUUCUACGCGGGUCUUGUCUGCAGCCAAUGGAUUCAGUAUUCCAUUGUUUCCAACAUCAUAGCUAAGUAUUACGACGUAUCGAUGUUCCUGGUCGACUGCACAUCCAUGAUUUUCAUGCUGCUCUACGCGAUAUUCAUAUUCCCGGUGACUUACUUGUCGGAAAAAAUUGGACUGAGAUGGUCGAUCGUGCUUGGUAGUGCACUAUGCUGCUUGGGGUCAUGGAUCAAGACCCUGUCAGUCUCGCCGGACAGAUUCUACUUGACUCUCGUUGGCCAAGCCGUUGCAGCUAUUUCUCUGACAAUAAUGCUACCACUGCCCGGUCGAGUAGGAGCAAAAUGGUUUGGUUCAGAUGAAAUAUCAACGGCAACAUCUGUGGGAAUCUUCGGAUCACAACUAGGCAUUUCUGCGUCGUUCUUAUUAGGACCCGUUAUCGUUAAAAAUCACGACAACAAGGAUGACAUUGGAUCUGAUCUUUCUGUCUUAUCCAUGAGCCUCGCUAUCGCUGCUACUAUCAACUUGAUCCUCUGCACUCUGUUUUUCCAGGAAGAACCAAAACUACCGCCCAACGAGACACGUGCUCUGCAGAAAACUAAACAUAGUCAGACAAAUGAAGAGUUUAUUGAGUCAAUGAAGCGUCUUUUCACCAACAAAAGUUUUCUCAUACUUUGCAAUUCGUACGGCUUGAAUGUUGGCACGUUUAAUGCUAUCAGUACCAUGCUCAAUCAGCUUUUUCUUAUACAUUUCAAAAAUGGCGAACAAAGUGCUGGAAGAAUUGGUCUGCUUCUUACUCUUACGGGCAUGUUUGGAUCCAUAACAUUUGGCAUUAUUCUCGAUAAAACUCAUAAAUUCAAAUUAACGACUGUUAUCGUUUACUUUUUAACUUUUCUCGGCCAAAUAUUUUUUGCUGUGGCCAUAUUUAUGGAAGUCGAAUGGAUGGUUUAUGCAUCGUCUAUAUUUCUUGGUUUCUUCAUGUCGGGAUAUCUAGCCCUCGGUUACGAGAUGGCGGCGGAAUACACAUAUCCCGAGUCAGAAGCGAUACCUGGUGGUCUUCUCAACAUUACGAACAAUAUUUACGGUGUGAUUCUCAUCCUUGUUCUGGAAAAAGUGCUCGAAUGCUAUGGUGACGUGCUGGUGCAUGUGAUAUUUUGCGGGGUUCUUCUUCUCGGACUAAUUUUGACAAUAAUGACAAAGGAUGAACAUAGGCGACAAGACGCCAAAAAGGCUGCUGAAUAUCAGGGUAUACCUCAGGACGAAAUAAGAGACAAGACUAAAGUUGAGGAAGGUCACGUUUGACAGCAAGAAAAGCCUACAACAAUGUCAAUUUUCGUUAAGUGACUAAUGUGAGUUAGGAAUGUAUUACGCUGUAGUGAGGACUUGAUUGUAAUUUAUCAGUUUUAUCAAAUGUUCUUUUAUAUUGUAGAUGCUCAAUUUGUCCAUUGUACAUAGGAAUUUUCCAACUCCCUAUUUCGGAUGCAUCGGUAUUACGAUGACGAAAUAAGUGAAUAUACACAAAGUUAUUGUUAUACUAUUAGAUUUUUAUUGUGAUCUGAUUAAUUGAUACAUGUUUAUUAAAGAGUAUUUGCUGUUUGUGUAAAUACAGACAUUGCAUUAUUAUAGACAACGAAUAAUUGUAAAAUAAUGCACAUAGUAAUAAAAAACAUUAUUCAGAAAAUGUAAUGGAAAAAACUCUGAGCAGUUUAUAUAUUUCAUAGUUUGAAUAGAAUAAUUCGAUGGAAUUGAUCAAUAGGUCCAGUACCUGGUUAUUUUCAAUAUUAUUUCAAAGUAGAAAGACAGUAAAUGCAAAUUUACGAUUUAUAGUGAAUUUGUAAUAAAUCCAGAAAAAAAGGAGCAUAACAUAAAAUCACAAUUUACUGAUUUACGUUGGAAAUAAACACAUAGCGUUUUUUAAUAACAUCUAACGAUGCAACAUUUUAUGAAAGUCAAAAACAUAAAGUUGGCAAGAGCAAUAAAUCAUCACCAUUUUAUAUAUUAAUAGCAGCUGAAAUAUUUAAUUGUGGACUAUUUAAAAAGAUAAUUUGAUAAAUACCUUUAUUUUUCCCAUGCAUACGCACAUACUCUAUACAACUAUAUACAUAUAUACGUAUUAAAACACAAACUAAUGUUUUGCACGUCAGGAGAAUUGGUCUUUUACUUGAGAUAAAUUUUUAAAUGUAAUGGAACAGUAACAGUGCAUUUCUGUGAAAGCUUUCUGAAUGGUCUCAAAAGAUUCGUGCGACUUUACUCGUCGCUUCAACACCUGAUGCCAGGGCGAUUAAAUGGGAACACUCCAAAAUGUAAGUUUUCUUGAAAUAAAAUCUCAAAACGCAGAAAAGGUUGUAUCGACGAAGAGAUGAAAUAAAAAUAAAGGAGAGAAUAUUUGUAAAAUUAAUAAAGACGCGGAGG
Messenger RNA from Phymastichus coffea, 2899 nucleotides. RefSeq names its product heme transporter FLVCR2-like. Gene Ontology annotation, cellular component: membrane. Gene Ontology annotation, biological process: transmembrane transport; heme export. Lineage: Eukaryota; Metazoa; Arthropoda; Insecta; Hymenoptera; Eulophidae. Gene Ontology annotation, molecular function: heme binding; heme transmembrane transporter activity. The record is from RefSeq and is a predicted model, not a curated record. The coding region runs from base 365 to 1789 and encodes 474 amino acids. The transcript is spliced from 8 exons.